Molecule: messenger RNA, 1149 nt
Organism: Symbiodinium pilosum
Lineage: Eukaryota; Dinophyceae; Suessiales; Symbiodiniaceae
Source: the annotation of a GenBank genome assembly
AUGAUGCAGGCAGAGGAAGCAGCUUUCCUCGAAAUCGAAAGCUCAGAGGAUCGCGAAGUCUCCUCUGGACGAGGGCGAGUGGCUGUCCUGGCUGGCGUGAUUGGUGCCGUACUGGUCAUUGCCGUUGUCGGAUUGGCUGGCGUUGCCAUUUCUUACCGCAAAGAUCACUCCAUGCUCCGGGCAGCAUCAACCGAUGCCUUGGUGCAGCUAGCCCAAGAGUCAGGCGCGCUGCAGGCGCUGGCCCCACAGGAGAACCUCCACGACAGCAACCCAUGUGCUGAUGACGAGGAAAUCUUCGAGGGUUUGUGCUAUGCAAAGUGCUCAAUCCUAUCAGGUGGAAUGAGGCCUGUGAGGUGUGCAGCUCACAUUUGUGAGCCAUUGGACAGCAAUGGACAUCACAAAUGCCGCCUCAGCGCGGCCGCAAUUUCCGCAAUUUUGAGCUCUCCAUCCCUGUUUCCAUGCCAGGGGUACGAUGUUGCAGGGACACAGGAGGGAGCCAAGCGCUGCCCCCAUACGGCUGGAGCUUGCCUGAAUGACGAAGAGCUGUACCUUGGAACUUGCUUCAAGAAGUGCUCUGUCCUCACCAACGGGGUCUUCCCUCACCGCAAGGCAUUUGCUACCUGCUGCAAGACAGCGGAGUUCUUCCAGUGCUUGAUGCCGGGGCAGUCGAAGACGGCCCAAGCUUUCGCCGAGGGUGGUGGCGCCGGAGAUCAUGACUUUGUGCUUCAGCUGUCUCUCUUCCAGGUGAGCCAGGUGUACUCGAUGUCGGCCUUUUUCGGCUAUGCUUUGCAACAAGCUGAGCUGCGCUACAGCUUGGAGAAAGCUGCUGGCGACGCGGAGGCAGCGACGCUGAGCGAUUACGUGACCAAACUGGACUCGAAGGAGGUGAAUCUCCUGUCCGGCGGCAUGUCUCUGGAAGCUCAGCAGGCUAUCAAACAUCAGGUCGCAGGACUAUGCGGUGAGCUGGACGAGCUGUGGCAAGAGCUAAUGUCGGCGCUGAGCCCUCAAUCUGGCUCGGAAGAAGAGCUGUCGAAACUCAGGCAGGCCAUUGCCAAUGGCGAGGUCGAGUCUGUGCCAGUUAGCGUCUCAAGAUUGCGCCACAUCGCCUUGGAGGGGAUAGCUUUUGGCUUCCUUUUAUCUCGCGCAGAG